This is a messenger RNA of Lachancea dasiensis, 462 nucleotides long. The record is from the annotation of a GenBank genome assembly. NCBI's taxonomy places the organism in Eukaryota, Fungi, Ascomycota, Saccharomycetes, Saccharomycetales, Saccharomycetaceae.
AUGAAUAUAUCAGACGCAAUGCUCUGUAGCGAAACGCCCGUCGCUUACGCCAUGAGUUUUGGCGAUACCCCUCACUACACAGUGUCAACCUCCCAAUCACAGGGUUUUGCGUGGAACCAGGACAUCUUCGCAUCGCAGUACCAGCAAAUGUGCAAGGUAGUAUACGAUGGCCACGAAGAUUGCGUGGAAGAGCUGUUGGCGAGUUCAUGGCAUUACGAAGCACCCGACAGCGCAGGGGCUGUUUUUGACGAGGAGGACCAAGAUAUGACACCGCUGGACGAGAUUAGGGCUCGCAGGCUAUCGCAGGUGCUAGCCAGGCCCAGGAGACGGUCCGAGAGAUCACUCAGUUUUGUUUCGGACUCUAAGAACGGGCACUACCAGAAAACCGAGGUCAUUGUGGUCAACGUUGAGGAAGAGACAGAGGAAAACAGGCGUCUCAGAGUUCUUAUCGAUGGCUCGUGA